AUGAAUAAUCAUCGUGAAGGCGCAUUCCUACCACCUCUCUUGGGUGAAUUGAACUACUCUGAUUGGAAAAUAAGGAUGAAGAUGUUCAUCAAAUCUAUCGAUGAAUGGGCCUGGCGCGCGAUUCUAAUUGGUUGGACACCUCCUACCUCAAUGAAUGAGUCACACGAGAUCAUUCAAACCCCAAAAGAGAAGUGGAGUGAUGAAGAAGUACGAAUCGCAGAUUAUAAUUCCAAGGCAACCAAUGCUAUCUUGAGUUGUAUCGAUGAAGACCAAUUCAAAUUGAUAUCAAUGUGCAAAUCAGCAAAGGAGGCAUGGGAUGUUCUACAAGAGGCCUACGAAGGAACUACUCAGAUAAACGAGUGCAAACAGACUGUCGCUGAAACUGUUGCAACAGUUGAACAGACUGUUAAGACAGAACUUAGGUAUGAUAAGUUACAUUCAAUAUCCGAUAAAAUAUUAACUCCGUUAAAUCUUGCAGGUGAUGAUUGGGAUUCAGAAAACAACAGCGAUGAUGACGUGUCAUCCUUGGAAGAAUUAAAGGAGUGCUAUGAAAGGAUGUACGAAAAAUUUCUUCAGGUAUGCGAGUCGAAUAAAUUCUUAGAAAAAGAGAAGCUUGUCCUAAUUGAGGAAAACAAAGUAUUGAAGGAAGAAUUAUGA
Molecule: messenger RNA, 657 nt
Organism: Erythranthe guttata (spotted monkey flower)
Lineage: Eukaryota; Viridiplantae; Streptophyta; Magnoliopsida; Lamiales; Phrymaceae
Source: RefSeq, a predicted model, not a curated record